Messenger RNA from Closterium sp. NIES-67, 793 nucleotides. The record is from the annotation of a GenBank genome assembly. NCBI's taxonomy places the organism in Eukaryota, Viridiplantae, Streptophyta, Zygnematophyceae, Desmidiales, Closteriaceae.
UCUUCUACUACUGCUUCGAGUCGGCGAUAACUCGCUUUCUUGGUUAGCGGAAACGGAAAGCACGGCAGCGAUUUGGUGGGAGAGAACGCGGAUUACAUACCGGGCGUACGUUGAGGCGCCGCCAAGGCUGCACGCCGCCGGACUUGAAGACGAGGGGGGGAAUCGCCGCCAGAAUUGCAAGAACGUUGCUCUGGGAGCGCGUUGAGUCGAGUCGACUGCGAGCACGGCUCGCUGUGGCACCGCUUUUGAGCCGGCUCAGUUGCGAGCACGGCUUGCUGUGAAAGAGUGAAGCCCAGCGUGCAGGGCGAGCGGUGAGGCGCGGCUGCCAUGGGCGACAUGCAGGGGCGAGUGGAGGCGAGGCUCAAGGCCGCUCUGCAACCCCAGGAGCUGGUGGUGAUUGACACGUCAGCAGGCCAUUGUGGCACGGCGUUUGACGUGGCGGUGGUGUCGCCGCUCUUUGAAGGCAAGAAGCUGCUGGAGAGGCAUCGCAUGGUGAACGGCGCUCUGAGUGAGGAGCUGCCUCACAUCCAUGCGCUCAGCAUCAAGCGGGCUUGGACGCCUGAACAGAUGCAGGCGCAGCAGAGCAAGUAGGCAGAAAGAAGGGGGGAUGCUCUAGGGGCAUGUUUGAUAUUCCAUCGUUUCAAAGAGCAUGGACGGCUGAGCGGAUGCAUGCAGUUCAGACGCACAGUGGUUGGGAAAACAUUGAGACUGUCAGAACUCAGCCACUAACCACUGAGUUAAAAGGGCCUGUUAAAGCCCAUGGCUAUAAUAGCAAUAAAGAGGGCUGUUUAAU